CAGUAUCUACUUGCGCAGAAGACGCACAGGGACUUAUUACAGUAGGUAGGUUAAAAUAGAAAUUGAUACAGUAUAUUGCCAUGGCUGGAAAGGAGAACAGAAAAAGAUUUGCGGAGCUUUAAAUGGCACGCCCUCCCCUUUUGUAUUUGUAUCAGGUACUUAUAGAUAGCGUACUGCGGUGGAGUGUCCCGUAGCCUGCCUGUCUCUCUGCUUGCUAUUCAGGGGCUGUGUCCCCCUCACUCUCUUCAGCCGGAGCCUGUGCCAGUGCCGUCCCAGACAAGAUACUGCAGUCUCUCCACAACUCUGCUUACGCCAGCCCCUGACCUUCACAGCAGACAUGCAAGCCUGCAUAACCAGGUCAUACAUCACACCUGCGCGUGAUGAGGAGGCGGAGUCUCAGAGGAAAGCGCGGUCGAGACAGGCGCGGCAAACACGGAGGUCAACACAGGGGGUGACUCUGGCAGACCUCCGAGAGGCUGAGAAGACGUUUGGCUGCCCCCGAGCGGAGAGGAGAGGGGCAGAGCAGGACAGGCAGGAGGAGGAGAAGAAGGUCCCAAAAUCCCUGCUGCUGCCUCCAAGGGAUCCGGGGGAACCCAGUCCCCGCUGGACCAGGGGUCAGGAGGAGUUUGGUUACCGGCGACCACGAUUUGGGUCCCAGGCUGAGAGUCCGACCACGCCCCUGACAUCGCCCUCUGCGAGUGGCUGCUUCCUCUUCCCUGGCACAGGGCUGACCAAUAGGCUUGCAGGAGGAGGCUCCGCCUCUCUGUCAUCAUGUAGGGAGACAGAAAGGAGUGGAUCUGACAAGAGAGGAGAAGAGGAGAAGGGUUUCAAUGACCAGUCAGAGCUCUUACAAUCCUUACAAGAGAGGCGGCUAUCCAGAGACCACAGCCAAGCAACUGGUGUCUCCUGCUGGACACAAGAGGAAGGCGGUGCUAAUAAAAAGGGAGAAAAAGGAGCAGAGCAUGAUAGAACGUCUAGGUUAGACUCCUCCAGCACUGGUGACAGCGUCACAGACCGUCUCCUGAGUCGCACCAGCUCCUAUACCCGCCGCGAGAACCGACUGGCAUCCCUUGGCAAAGCUGAGGAAGAGGGCAGUGCCAAGGAUUUCAAGAAGAUGUACGAAGAUGCCUUGACAGAAAACGUGAAGCUGAAAUCCAAACUGGAAGAAAGCAAAGAUGAGCUGGGCAAGAUCAGGUCCCAGCUGGACAAAGUAACACAGAAACAGAACAAAAUAUCUGAAAAGUCCACUGUGCUUGAGACAGAGAAAAAGGAAAAGCGUGCGCUGGAGAAGAAGGUCUCUCAGAUGGAAGAAGAAUUGAAGAGCCUCCCGCAGCUGGGGCAGAUCGAGACCCUGAGGCAGGUGAACGAGCGUCUGGUGGCGGAGAACCGAGCUAUGAAACGUGUCAUCGACAGACUCUCAAGGCUCACCCCACUGCCAGAGACCGAAGACCUCUAACCUCCCCUUCACUCCUACCCAUCCCUCCACCUCCUUCACUUCACUACAUCUCUUCUUCCUGUCUGCACCCAGGCAGGUCUCGCCUUUUACUGUGCUUCCCAUCUCUCUCUCUCUCUCUCUCUCUCUCUCUCUCUCUCUCUCUCUCUCUCUCUCUCGCGUCUGGUGGCUAUGUGAUAAAUUUAUAACUUUCCCAUCCAAACAUUUACAUAUGACAACAUUUUUUAACUUCCCCUACUGCACCAAACAAAAUCUACGUCAAUUGUUAUUGAACCUUCUGCUCUGAAGAUUGUAAACUUUGUCUCUGGGUAGAAUGAAUCUGUUAUUGUUAAAAUGUAACCAUUUUCAAUUACAAUGCAAUCUAGACUAAAAUGCAGUUUUAUUUAUUUGCAUAAUAGUCUUAAUUACAACAUACUUGUGUAUUCUGUAGUACAGAUACAUCAGUUUUUGGGCCAUGAUGUCUUUUACCGCAAAAGAUCAAAGAACAGGGUCAAGUCCUUAAUGUAUUAUGUUGAUUUUGCUGAUGUAUUUGCCCUGCAAUUUCUUACAAUGGUGCUUAAUAGGGCAAAAACCUGACCCCUGGUGGCUCUUUGCUCUAAUGCAAUCUAAAACUGUUGCAUGAUUACAACUGCUACAGUAUGUGGAGCGUUUUUCCGAAUGUUUGGCUAUGGGAUGUGGAUAAAAGUGUGGUAGAAAUCGGGAUUAGCUUUAAAAUGAAUAGCAGAAAAUCUAAUAGAAUUUGCCAGCAUUAUAAUCGGAUAUAAUAAUGUUUGUUUCAUGCAAGUAUUUCUAAACUUAAAAUGUCAUUAGUGACUCAUGCUAGCAAGCUCUGUUUCACUUGGUUGUGGGAUUGGAAGAUAGCCACUGGCCUUCACUUCUCCUGAGCUGUUUUGUUGAAUUGUUGUGGUGAGGGAACAUAACUGAACAUUCCAAAAUUGGUUAGAAAAACAAGGUCAAAUAAGAUAGCCUCCGAACCGGGAGAUCAGUAGACUUGGGUUCAAUGCCCCGCCUCUGCCACUGCCACCUCUCGUAUAAUAUGUUAAGGGGGCUGAGUGCUGAGGUACCUUGUGUAUUUGAAGUUCCUUUGUGAUGACAAUGCAUGCAGCAUGCUACACUUAAGAUAACAUUGUCUUGUCUGCAUUAUUUAAUACUAUUUGUGAUUUUAUAUGCAUUGCAGUUAUGUUUGAAAUCAUGACAUAUAUUCAAUUCACAAUAAAUUUCAAAAGGAACAGUAUUUGUUUUCCACAAAGACUGAAUUGGUUACUAUAUAUAUAUCACUCCAGAUAAGGUUUUGGGUCAUUGAGUGAUUUACUCUGCAAUUUAGACACUAUGUGAGUACAAUGUAUUUUGGGUGAGUACAAUGUAACAUUACAUUGAAAUCAUGAAUACUUUCAAUAAAUAGUGUACAUACUUUAAAGCUGACUUAUGGGGUACAGCCUGACAUUUGAACUGUUUUGUUAGCUAUCCCGGCAUUUCUAUAAUCCAUUCUCUAGCUGCUGCAUGCAGUAUAUUCCUACUGAGACACCAGGAACAACGAAGCACAAGAAGCUUGAUAACAUGCAAACGCAAGCUGUGCAGAAAGAUUGCUCUGCGUAUUCUUUGCGCAUUAAAUUAAAAUAGCAUAUGUAAUUCACAUUUAUAUAUGACUACACCCCUUGCUGAAAUCCUGAAAAUCCUGAUUUAGGAAAAUGGGGUCUCAGAUUCUUCUGAUUUCAAUUGAUUUUAUAUCUCCCUGAUUUCUGGUAAACUAUGAAUCUUGAAUGCCAAUUUUAGAUCACUUGGAACUGCAUUACCCCACCCUGAUUUUGGAUACAGCUGUCAUAUACACUUAUUGCUGUAGAUUAACCAACAUGUCAGUGCACACAACUUGUCAAACAGACUUACUUUGUUCACAUUAUAAAAAAGCUGACAAGAUGAAGCCUGCAGACUAUAGAUGGGUAAUGGUAAGAUUUAUUUCUGUGAUAAAUAGGUAAUCAUCAAACAAAAGGGUUAAUAGCUUUAUAAUUCCCCUAUCGCCCUCAUCUGCUUCCCCAGGUUUUAAAUGACUUCAAGUCUGACAACCAGAGGCUAAAAGACGAGAACGGAGCCUUGAUCCGCGUCAUCAGUAAGCUGUCAAAAUGACGUGAUCCGGCAGCACUGAAGGAGCACCACAGCACGCCUCACCACUGACCAUGUGUCUUCAGACAGGGGCACCUGCUGCCACGCUGCAGUAAUGCACACAUCAUAUUCCUGUACACGAGCCACUCACUCACUGCUACGCAGAGCUUGGAUUGGACAGAUCUUCAUGGGGUUUGCCAGGGCCAGCAGCUUGGCUUACAAGAACUGCUGUAUGAUUCGACGGUAUCAGUGAGACAUCAAAGUGAAGUAAAGCCUCGAGCCUUGACCCUCUUCAGGCUGAAGGAAACUAGGCUGGUUCUAGUAGAUCAUUGUAACCAAGGAUGGACAAGGAUGCAGCCUUCCUGAGCUUUCUUCACAAAUGCUGUUCAUCGUGGCAAUUCUCGAGUCAAUUUAUUGCUGUUGUGCUGUAUAUCAUGGUACUUUAUCAAACAAGUCCAAAUAUUCUAUGCUUUGUAUGAAAACCAUGCAUAAUUGUAUAGGGUUAAGUCUGUAUAAGUGACCUACUGUCUCUUGCAUGCAUGUGCUGAAUUUGGACCAACCUCCAAACCAACCUCUUAUGCAAACCAACCUCCUAUCACUACAGAUUCCAGAUUCUACUUGUCUUUCUGCAAGCUGGACUGUUAUUCAGAGGACACUGGUUUAACAAUUGGGACCCCAGUUCACUGAUUGUAGGCAUUGCAGGACUUUGGUGUCAAACCCUCAUUUCCAAAUGCUUCACCUGAAGGACAUGCAGAUUCAUGUUUGUCUGGGGCUCCCGAGUGGCGCAUCCAGUAAAAGCACUCGCGUAGAGUGCAGGAUGCGUCCUGUAGUCUGGACGUUGCCGGUUCAAGUCCAGGCUAUUCCUUUCCCGACCGAGGACAGGAGCUCCCUGGGGGCGGUGUAUAACUGGCCGAGUGCCGCCCGGGGGGGAAGGGAGGGUCAGGUCAGCCAGGGUGUCCUCGGCUCACUGUACACCAGCGACCCCUGUGGUCUGGCCGGGCGCCUGCAGGCUUCCCUGUAAGCUGCCCAGAGCUGCGUUAGCUGUAGCUCUGGGUGGCUGCAUGGUGAGUCUGCCGUGUGUAAAAAAGUGGGCAGCUAACGGCACACGCUUUGGAGGACAGCGUGUGUUCGUCUUCGCCCCUCUCGAGUCAGCACAGGGGUGGUAGUGGUGAGCUGAGCCUAAAAAUAAUUGCACAUUACUAAAUUGGGGAGAAAAUAACAAAAAACUAAUUGGCGACUACUAAAUUUAAAAUAAAUAAAUAAAUACAUAAAUACAUAAAUAUUCAUGUUUGUCUAUGUGAUUAAUAAUGGCCAUCACUAUUCAAACAUGCUUGGAUAAGACGCUGUUAAGCAUGCUGUUAUAAGAUUUCUUUUGUCUGAUAUAUUUGUUAAAUAUAAGUACAUUUUAAGGUGAAUUUGCAUUGAACCCUUGUAAGUUAUUGGAUUGUAUAUCUAGUUUUUAAAAAUUAUAUACUAUUAUUCUUUGUUCUAGUUAAUUCAAAUGAGAUGAAUUCCUGUAGCACCGAUAUUUACCUCUUAUGUGCUGUCCCCUGGACUAUCACAGACUACAAGAGGGCUAAACCACUUCAUCCGCACAGCAAGCCCAGCGCAUUCCCUGUGAGAAGCUAUAUUUAUUGCUUUUGGUUGUUCCAAAUCUUGGUUCAAAAGUAUAUAUGGAGAAAUGACCCCAUUACAAUAAACAUCUUCACUAGGACAAGGCUAUAAAGGUGCCGCAUAGCGCCUCUCACACACUUCUGUGUAUCGUGGGUCUCUACAGAGCAGGCAUGUUUAAAACGUCUAAAGCGUAUGAGUAUGUGUUCUUGAAUGCAAUAUUAAUUAUAGUGUUUGAAGUGUCCCCUUUCAAGAAGGUUAAAGAAACCAGGUUCUGCCACAGCAUUUACAAAGCACCGUGGUCCUUACGAAGCUGCUGUAGCAACGCAGUGCAAUAUAUACCAUUGUUAUAUUGAUAUGCAAACAAACAGAAAACUAUGAGACUUUAAUCUCCAGCUUGAAUGAAUGUAUUGUAAAUUGAAUAUAACACAGGCAUGCUUUUACACCAUUGCAAGUUAUGCAUUGAGAUAUGUUGAUUCCAGUAAUAAUAUAUAUAUAUAUAUAUAUAUAUAUACCUUUUUUUUAGUUUUCUCUCUGUAGUCGUUUGUUUUGAAUGGGAUACACACCUUUGCAUCCAAAUAUCUUUAAUUCAAGAAUGUCUACUGGUUACCAGUGAUCGGAAUUGGUUUUGUAGACAUUUGGCUACUUAUUCUCCUACGUUUACCAUUGACUGACGAGAAGUUCUUGGGUUGUGACAGUAUGAAUAUUAAAAGUAGCCUUGCUGGAAAUUC
Acipenser ruthenus (sterlet) is the source of this 5892-nucleotide messenger RNA. Its product is annotated as protein phosphatase 1 regulatory subunit 12B-like. The transcript is spliced from 12 exons. Gene Ontology annotation, molecular function: enzyme inhibitor activity; protein kinase binding; phosphatase regulator activity. Bases 338 to 1456 code for a protein of 372 amino acids. Lineage: Eukaryota; Metazoa; Chordata; Actinopteri; Acipenseriformes; Acipenseridae. The record is from RefSeq and is a predicted model, not a curated record. Gene Ontology annotation, cellular component: cytoplasm; Z disc; A band.